Arvicanthis niloticus (Nile rat) is the source of this 1369-nucleotide messenger RNA. RefSeq names its product leucine zipper and CTNNBIP1 domain containing (gene Lzic). NCBI's taxonomy places the organism in Eukaryota, Metazoa, Chordata, Mammalia, Rodentia, Muridae. Gene Ontology annotation, cellular component: nucleus; beta-catenin destruction complex; cytosol. Gene Ontology annotation, molecular function: beta-catenin binding. The record is from RefSeq and is a predicted model, not a curated record. Gene Ontology annotation, biological process: negative regulation of Wnt signaling pathway.
GCGGGGACGCGAGGGCAGAAGGAGGUUGGCCUGUUUCGGAUCAGGGUCAGGACCGAGAAGCGUUUCGCAGGCGGAGGACUCCCCGCUACCUCAGGUGACCACCGGCCCUGCUGGAGCCGGGCCUCGGCGGGACCUGCAGACCGGAGCCUCGAGUUCGUGCGCGGGGAGGAGGCUGGCAUCCGAGCGUGCGGCUGUUCCUUAUUUUUGUUCCGGUGGUCCUGGGCCGAGCGCUGCUCACUUCCGUCCCGAGAAGUGAUUAAAAUGGCUUCCAGAGGAAAGACAGAGACAAGCAAACUAAAGCAGAAUUUAGAAGAACAGUUGGAUAGACUGAUGCAGCAGUUACAAGAUCUGGAGGAAUGCAGGGAGGAGCUUGAUGCUGAUGAAUAUGAAGAAACUAAAAAGGAAACUUUGGAGCAGCUGAGUGAGUUCAACGAUUCGCUGAAGAAGAUUAUGUCAGGAAAUAUGACGCUAGUAGAUGAACUCAGUGGGAUGCAGCUGGCCAUUCAGGCAGCUAUCAGUCAGGCCUUUAAAACUCCUGAAGUCAUCAGAUUGUUUGCGAAGAAACAACCAGGUCAACUGCGGACAAGGCUAGCUGAGAUGGACAGAGAUCUGAUGGUGGGGAAGCUGGAAAGAGACCUGUAUACCCAGCAGAAGGUGGAGAUACUGACGGCUCUCAGAAAACUCGGAGAGAAGCUGACAGAUGAUGAUGAAGCCUUCCUGUCAGCCAAUGCAGGCGCUGUGCUCAGCCAGUUUGAAAAAGUCUCCACCGAGCUUGGCUCUGGAGACAAGGUCCUUGCUCUGGCAGGGUUUGAGGUUGAAAAAGCCAAGAAAUGACGAGGGUGGGAUUGGCUCUGCCAGCCCCAUCCGUCCUGACACGGUGCUUUCAUCCUGAGGACUCAGGCAAUGCAAAGACUAGAGACUCUCAAAAUGCAGCAACAGCCCAGGAACAAGUGACUUGGAAACACAGUGUGGCUUCUGCUUAGGGUCCUUGUCCUUCUCUCUGUGGGUAUCCCUUCUUACAUGACCCUGGGUUGUUGGGACAGAGGGACGUUAUUCACUGUGGUUUGUUUUGUUAAGAUGUUUUGUUUUUAGUGCUGAUAGGAGUGAGUGAGAGCUAUGAGCUAGUGACUGUCCCGACUUUUGUCUGCAUGCCUGGGAUGGACAGCACAGUGAUGUCACUGGCCCUCCUGUGUCUGAAGAAUCUUAGAAACCUUUUCAUUUUUACACAAGAAAAUCAAGACUUAGAGUGCGUGGUCUGUCUAAAGUCACAUUAGAGGCAGAGCCGAGGCUGGGGCUCAGGUGUCCUGAAUCCAAGUUUUAUUUCUUUUUUCGGUUCUGGGUUUUUUUUUUUUUUUUUUUUUUUUUUUUU